AUUGUUUGUGCGCGAGAAAAUACGAUAUAGUAAUCAGAAUCAGUUGCUUGUUUAUUUUUACGAACUCCAGAUGUACAGAAAUAAAUUUGUGUGAAUAAUAUUUGCAACAGUGGGGAUUUGGUCGCGAAUCAAUGUAAAUUUUAUCGUGCAUUGGACAGAAUGAUUACUAGUAUAUGUAUAUUAAACAAUAUGUGCGUACAAUGUUGUGGUUAACUACGUUUUGAAUAGUUUACAUACAAAACAGAGUGAUAUUUCUUUAAAGAUAACGACAAACAUCACAGAAAUAUGUCGUCCUCGCCAGAAAAUGCGAUCAAGAAGCCUAUUAGGCGUCUAGAGAUUCAAAUUAAUAAUUUUAAUGUAGCUAUACCGCAUCAUGUUGAUUUAUUAAAACGUCACAAGGUUAACAUACUAAAGUAUCAAGCGCAACACGAAUGGGUGAAAAUGAAUAAAGAACAGAUAAACGUAUCUAGGUUGGUGAAGCAAUUGAAAGAAUUACUGUACCAGAUGGACACUUUAAGAUCGCAGGUUUUGGACUCGGAUAUCGAACAGUUCGAUAAGUUGAUCGGCAAUGCUCGCAAGAGUCUCAUGAAUGCUAUAGAAGAAUAUUUAGAGCUGCAAUUGAGCUUACCACUAUCACCACCGGAAUCACCCAAAGGCGAAGAUCAGGAGAAAGACCACCGACUUAAUGAUCGCUAUGUCCAGUUGCAUGAACAGCAACAAGAGUUGGAACAUCAACAGGCAUGUCUGCAUACUUGGAACAAUCUGCAUGAAGACAUAAACCAGCUGCAUGACUUGUUUAUUGAUUUCAACAAGAUUGUGGAUGAUCAAAGAGCGUUAGUGAACACAGCGGAGAGUGACAUUGAAGAGACGCAGGUAAAUGUGGAAGCAGGUGAACAGUCACUAGCGAGAGCUUCGAGAUACAAACAUGCGAUGUACCCCUUAGCAGGAGCCUUAAUUGGUACUUGUAUCGGAGGACCAGUUGGUUUAGUAGCAGGAUUGAAGAUUGGUGGACUGACUGCGAUAAGUUGUGGCCUGUUAGGAUAUACGGGGGCCACAAUAUUAAAGAAAAAGAAGUUACAAAUACAAAAAUCGCAGAGUACAACAGAUCAAACCAUGACAGAGCAGGUGAAAAUGACACAGAGAUCUUCAUCCUUGUUGGAGAAUUUAAAAGAGACUAAAAAAGAUUUGUGACCCAUUGAGAAUGAUGAUAUUAGGCCUAAAAAACACAAUGCUUGCUAUAUCGUUUAAUCAUAUAGGACUGAUUUAAUGUGAUAUAAAAUAUCUACUCAGAAGUUGCUUCUUUAAUAGAAUGUAAAUAAAAUGGGAAGGCAUGGAAAAUAUGCUGUUGACAUUUAUACUGCAUGUUGUCUUCAAAAUGGCUUGUGACCAAUUCUAUUGGGCAGUGUACUGCACUUUCAAAUUUUACGAAUAAUAAAAGGCACCGAAUAAUGCUGCCUACAUCACAAUACUUAUAAUUUGUCAGACGUGCGACAUUUUCUUCGAUAUGACAUUUUAUAAGCACCAACACGUGCAUGGGAUUGUUUGAAUUAGCUUAUAAUUAGGUUAGCCCCAAAUGUUUAAUAUUAGAUUGCACCAAAUAUUUAUAUAAUGUUGUUUGUAUAUUUCUAUUGAUAAAAUGUACUUAUGGAACAAGGUGACUUGUAAACUGGAGACUUAAAAUUGUUCACAAAUAAAUAAUAACAAAUUAAAGCUACAGCUUUAUAAACAACCACUACGAACUACACUGGCACAAUACAGAAAUUGUAGAAUUACAAAAAUCUCGAUUCGCAGAGUAUCGAAUGAUUUUCAAAAAAUGUUCCGCGAAUUUCAUUCUAUGUAAUUGAUUACAAUAAAAAUUGUUGUAAAGCAA
This is a messenger RNA of Megalopta genalis, 1870 nucleotides long. RefSeq names its product syntaxin 17 (gene Syx17). Gene Ontology annotation, cellular component: autophagosome membrane; plasma membrane; endomembrane system. NCBI's taxonomy places the organism in Eukaryota, Metazoa, Arthropoda, Insecta, Hymenoptera, Halictidae. The record is from RefSeq and is a predicted model, not a curated record. Gene Ontology annotation, molecular function: SNAP receptor activity; SNARE binding. Gene Ontology annotation, biological process: vesicle fusion; exocytosis; intracellular protein transport.